Colletotrichum karsti is the source of this 468-nucleotide messenger RNA. RefSeq lists its product as uncharacterized. Bases 1 to 468 code for a protein of 155 amino acids. Lineage: Eukaryota; Fungi; Ascomycota; Sordariomycetes; Glomerellales; Glomerellaceae. The transcript is spliced from 2 exons. The record is from RefSeq and is a predicted model, not a curated record.
AUGACAUCAAAGGCCGCGAAGAUGACCUCGCCAGAGAACGCAGACGGCAGCGGUCCCUCCGAGCUCCGACAGCGGGAAAAGAACAUCGAGAAAGCCAUCAACCGAGUUUACAAAGCAUCAAGAAACCUCAUCCUCGGCCUGCACGCCAUGUUCACCCUCCUCGGACUGCUGGGCAUCGACAUCGACAUCGAGUCCCUCCCGGCCGACGACGAGACCGCGAGCGCCGCCUGGAGGGAGAACCGCGAGGAGUUCAGGAUCACGCUGAUCCAAGUCUACGAAGCCUCGGAUAGAGUCCUCGACAUGGCGCUCCGCACCGAGAAGCACAUGGCCGCCGCCCAGCACGAGAACAUGAUGCGCGACGUGCUCUUUGUGCGCCGGCUCAUCAUGGACGUCUUGCCCCAGGAGCUGUACGAUCACGUCGUCGGCAAGGGCAAGGAGGUGAGGGGGAAGGGCUUUAAGAAAGCGUGA